AUGGCUAAGUUCUUGAAGGCUGGUAAAGUUGCUGUUGUUGUCCGCGGUCGUUACGCCGGUAAGAAGGUGGUGAUCAUCAAGCCACAUGACGACGGUACCAAGGCCCACCAAUUCGGCCACGCCUUGGUUGCUGGUAUUGAGAGAUAUCCUUUGGCCGUGACCAAGAAGCAGGGUGCUAAGAAGGUUGCCAAGAGAACCAAGAUCAAGCCAUUCAUUAAGGUUAUCAACUACAACCACUUGUUGCCAACCAGAUACACCUUGGACGUUGAGUCCUUCAAGGCUGCUGUCUCCACCGAGACUUUCGAGGAGCCAUCCCAGAGAGAGGACGCCAAGAAGGUUAUCAAGAAGGCUUUCGAGGAGAGACACCAGGCUGGCAAGAACCAAUGGUUCUUCACCAAGUUGAACUUCUGA
Messenger RNA from Eremothecium gossypii ATCC 10895, 411 nucleotides. RefSeq names its product 60S ribosomal protein eL27 (gene RPL27A). Gene Ontology annotation, molecular function: structural constituent of ribosome. Gene Ontology annotation, biological process: translation. Lineage: Eukaryota; Fungi; Ascomycota; Saccharomycetes; Saccharomycetales; Saccharomycetaceae. The transcript has 2 exons. The coding region runs from base 1 to 411 and encodes 136 amino acids. Gene Ontology annotation, cellular component: ribosome; cytosolic large ribosomal subunit. The record is from RefSeq and is marked provisional.